Molecule: messenger RNA, 708 nt
Organism: Histoplasma capsulatum G186AR
Lineage: Eukaryota; Fungi; Ascomycota; Eurotiomycetes; Onygenales; Ajellomycetaceae
Exons: 2
Coding region: 1-708 (235 amino acids)
Molecular function (GO): acyltransferase activity, transferring groups other than amino-acyl groups
Source: RefSeq, a predicted model, not a curated record
AUGCACAUCCGCCCACUCGAAGCGGCAGACAUCCCGGAGGUCGCCUCCAUCCUGGCCGAUGCUCUGUUGGAUGAUGAACUCUGGGCGUGGCUUGCUCCGAACCGGUUGAAAUACUAUUCCGAAUACCGGGCUGGCUUCUUGAUGCGAACCAAGGUACGGUUCUCGACCCCCGGAUGGGUCCUCAAUGUUGCUGUUACAGAUCCUGAAGAUGAGGUCGGGAGAGAGCAUCGUCAGGAGCAUGGCCAAGGGUGGCUAGAGAGACGGCUGCUAAACCUACAACUGCGAUACGCCGAUAUGUUCAUCCAAAACAACGCCAUCGAUAGUUCCAGGCUACGAACUUACGCCUCAGCAACGGCCGGUAACUUCCCGUCAGACAUUUUUCCAGAGCUCUGGUAUGUCGGCAUGCUCGCAAUUCACCCCGGAUAUCAGCGGAUGGGAAUUGGGAAAAUGCUGCUGCAGUGGGGAAUAGAGCAAGGGAUGGCGGAGAAUGUACCCGUGGGAUUGGAGCCCAGUCUCAAGGGGGCCGGACUAUAUAAGAAACUUGGAUUCCGGGACCUGGGAACUGUGGAGCUAAUGGGAAAGGAAUGGGUAGCCAUGAUGCUCUGGGAGCCUCCGGACCUGAGCGCUGAGGAGAGCUGGUUUGAACGGGCAACAGAAGCGGAGCGGAAGAAGGAAGAGGAGAAAAUGAUGCUCAAGGGGGUGGAAUAA